ACAUCAUAAGACUGUUGACGAAAAACCCGUUGAACAAGGUGAAUGCCAUUCAGAUAGAGAAAAACAAUUCAUCACCACAUAGUCUAAAACAUUUCUCAUACUUUCUGAGAAGGUUUCACCUUGGACAGACCAUCCAGUGAACACUGAAAGGAUUUAAAUGUGUGGUUAGAUUCACAAAUGGAAUUUGCCUGCGGGUUCGUUUAUGUUGCACCAUCACCGAGUCAAAAGGACGGUCAAGGAUCCGGUGGCAAUGGUUUUAAACGUUCAGCUCUCCUCCCUCCCAUCCGGAUUCGUCCGAGCACUGCUCCUCCACCUCCUCCAACAUCCACCACAGGCACACAAAAAUCAACCCCUAACACUUUACCCAUCAAACCCAGUGAACAGCUGGAAAAGAAGAACGUGAAGAAAGAUGGGAACCCUACACCCAUCUACGAGAAUGCAGAAUUUCUCUCCAAAUUAAUGGCAGCUGCGAACACCAACAGAGUCAGCCAACAGGCGAGCCCUCACCAAAAGAGAGCUUUGUUUCCACCGCAUAUGAGACCAGCCAAGUCAUCUCCUUACAGCCAACCACUGCCUUUCUUUGUGGCCAACAACCAGAUCUAUGACCUUCCCAGAGAUGAGCCUGAUUUACAUACUCAUCUCUGUGACCCAAACUACUCAUACGAUAUCCCAGAAGACCGUGGGGGCACCGUGAAGCUGCUUCCUGAGCUGCAUAAUACCCCUCUGCCAGCACAGACAGCAGCUUCAUCCGUCCCUUCAAGACCUUCAUUUAUGAAGCCAAUACCAGAAUACAUAGAGGUGUUGUCCUCAUCAUCAUCUCGUUCAUCAUCUCAGAAGUCAACCUCAGCGUCACCUCCUGUUUCAAAAAAAACUAGUAAAGGAUUGGAGCAUAAAGGGCCUCUGAUAGGAAAUCCGAAUGUGAUCCUUGUCAAUUUAGGAAAGCUGCUCUCAGAAGAACGAGUACAGCCCAUACAAGGAGAACCCACCUCCUGCUCCCAAUGUGGCUCUGUGGUGGACUCCUACUAUACCAAUGUGGUUAAUGGGUGUUACUUCUGCCAGUCUGAAAAGGUGACCAACCUUCCCAGUGAACCCCUGUCCUGCCCAAAAUGCAACCAGGAUGAGCUCUUCCACCUCAACCCUGAUGACAAAUUCCAGACCACAGACACUAUUCUGCUCUUUUGCAUUGAUAUUUCAGCUUCCAUGAGCAUCACCUCACAGGUGCUUUUAGGAGAACGUCAUGUCUACAGAUCCCGUAUACAGUUUGUCCAAGAAGCAGUAUUACAGUGUGUUAAAUCAUUAAGUGAGCAACAACCAGAGAUGCAAGUGGGACUCAUCACUUUCAACAACGAGGUGACAAUACACGGAUACAAGGAUUUUGCAUCCCGUAAGCUGAGCGGUGCCGAGUUGGCUGACAGCGGUUAUCUUAAAAACAUAGCAACUCAGUUCCCUAGUCCGCCGCCACUGUGUCAGAUGAAGGAAUAUUUAUGGAAUGAAAUUUGGGGAUUAUCUGCUUUCGGAACCACAGCUCUGGGUCCAGCUGCUCUCAUAGCAGUCACCAUGGCAUCAAGACUGCCAGGGUCAAAGGUGAUUAUCUGUACAGAUGGGAAGGCCAACACAGAUCUAGGGAAUCUAGAGGUGGAAGACAAUGACGCUCGCACCCUCCUCUCAUCCACCAUCUUCUACCAGAACUUGGGCGAAUAUGCUGCCGAUCAUGGUGUGACAGUGUCUGUGAUGUCCAUAGCGGGAACAGACUGCAGGCUGGAUGAGCUGGGAAAACUCGCCGAUCGCACUGGAGGGAAAGUGGUCAUUGCAAGACCUCAUGAACUUCACCCACAGUUUGAAGAGAUCAUUGAGAACCGGCCGAUAGCUACACACUGUGGAGUAACGUUAUUGCUGCCCAAAACACUACGUGUGAAAGGAGAGCGAGAGGCAGAUCAUAAAGGGACAAGAGAGGUGGGAAAUGUGCCGCCAAAUACGGAAAUCACAUUCCAGUUUGGAGCCAAAGAUGCCAAGACAGGAGUCCCGGCCUCUAGCAGCCACGUUUCCAUCCAGCUCCAGAUCAGGUACAGGCUGAGGAACGGACAGAUGAUGCUCAGAGUAAUAACCACAGAACAAGAAGUUACUGAUGACAGCUCGGUGGCGCUGUCCCGUCUUUCUCUGGCCAUCAUCCAGCUCAACUCAUCACAGGCCACCGCUGCUCUGGCUGUCAGAGGCCGCUUCCUCGAUGCCAUGAAGGAAGGCGAGCUGCAGAGGAGGCUUAUCGAGAGAGAAAUAGCACAUAAUAGCAAUGCAGAGGACAAACAAACAUACGACGACUGGAUUCAAGCCAUGGAACCGAUACACAGAAACAUACAUAUCUACACAAGAAGGAAAUCUGUCCCUUCUGACUCACAGCCUCUUACAGAUGUUGGUGCAGCGCUGCUCUACACCCUGAAAAAUAGCAACACAAAGUCUGUCACACUGAGACACAAGCAUAAACCUUAGCCAAACAUAAUCUGUACAUAUUUCAGACCGUGAAAUGAAAGUUUGUGGCAUUAUUACUUCUGUCAUAUUUAUACUUUUGUUAAAUCUAUUUUGAAAUCCUUUCACAGUUGGUUGUCCCAGCUGCUGAGGAAACACAGUAUACAUGAGUAGGAAUGUAACACUAUAUGAACCUAAAUGUAUCUUUUUAUACAGAUCACGCAGGGAAGAAAAUUACUUUACAUUAUAAAGCUGAGACCUAACUGUGUAAGCAAAAUAUCAAAUCAUAUAUAAAUGUGAAUGCCCUUAGUAAAACAUAAAUCUGCUCAUGAUGAUGUAUUUAUGAGUUCUUUUACUGUAAUUGUUGUGUAACUAUAUGUGUCAAAUGUAAAAGACGUUUUAAGCACAUAAUUUUCAUCUGGAUGGUUCACAUUCCUGUCCUGUCAUUCCUCCUGUCUGAAAUGAAGAUAUGAAUUACAUAUGGACCAUAAAUGCAAGAGGCAUGCAUGCAUACAUACAUACGUUAUGAAUCAGAGUUGCACCAUAUAUGCAAGUCAAUGCAAAAAUAAAUAACUUAUAAUGCUUACAUUCUUCCAAAAACAUUGCAUUUCAGUGCUCCAAUUACAUUCCUUUUGGCCAUAUAUAUAUAUAUAUAUAUAUAUAUAUAUAUACAUAUACACACACACACACACAAGUUGCCCAAAUGCAAAAAUAUAUAAAUAAUUUGGAAUGUUUGCACUACUCCAGCAACAUCAGAUAUGACUACUUUCACAAUAUUCAUAUUUAUAUUUUAAAGAUACAAUGAAGCAGAUUUGCACCACAGAUGGAAAUGGCCCAAGUGAAUGCAAAAAUAAAUAAAUAUUUCACAAUGUUCACGCUACUCUAAAAACAUCAGACUAGCACUCUGACCAUAUUAACGGCUUUCACAUUUUAAAGACAUAAUAUGAUUCCAAUUUUGACCAUGUAUAGGGGUGGCCCAAAUCAAUGCAAAAAUAAACAUUUGGAAUGUUUACACUCUUCCCAAAAGAACACUUCUCAGAGCUCUCACUACAUUUACAGAAUUCACAUUUCCAGAGAUAACAUAUGAAUCAAAUUUAGGCCAUAUCAAUUUUUUCAAAAAAAAAAAAAAAAAAAAAGAAAAAAA
Molecule: messenger RNA, 3604 nt
Organism: Thalassophryne amazonica
Lineage: Eukaryota; Metazoa; Chordata; Actinopteri; Batrachoidiformes; Batrachoididae
Product: circularly permutated Ras protein 1-like
Exons: 21
Coding region: 178-2484 (768 amino acids)
Biological process (GO): endoplasmic reticulum to Golgi vesicle-mediated transport; intracellular protein transport; COPII-coated vesicle cargo loading
Cellular component (GO): COPII vesicle coat; endoplasmic reticulum exit site
Molecular function (GO): zinc ion binding; SNARE binding
Source: RefSeq, a predicted model, not a curated record